Apis florea (little honeybee) is the source of this 867-nucleotide messenger RNA. Its product is annotated as aristaless-related homeobox protein A. NCBI's taxonomy places the organism in Eukaryota, Metazoa, Arthropoda, Insecta, Hymenoptera, Apidae. Gene Ontology annotation, molecular function: DNA-binding transcription factor activity, RNA polymerase II-specific; RNA polymerase II cis-regulatory region sequence-specific DNA binding. The record is from RefSeq and is a predicted model, not a curated record. Gene Ontology annotation, biological process: positive regulation of transcription by RNA polymerase II.
UGUAGUAGAGCGUAUUAUAUUUAGACUCGGCGAUAAUAAAAGAUCGGGUACCGAACCGAAGUAACGAUACCAAAAUCGUUAAAGAUUACGCGGUGUUUACGAUGCGGACCGACAAAAGAACGGUGAAAUAUCGGUGUACGUUGUGAAAGGGACGUCCAAUACAUGCCUCUUCUCUUCCCUUCGUCACGAUUCGUCGACCAGUGAAAACACGCGCGGCGGGCAACGAUGGAUCUCAGCACAACGCCGAGAAGAAUAACGGAGGGUGUGGCGGACCUUCAGAAGACCCGCGUCGCGAAAAGCGUCUUCAGUAUCCGGAGUUUGGUCGAUGUCGGGGACACGGAUCUUUCCGAGGUCGAAGACAACGAGAAGAUACAAAAUCAUUCGAUACGAGGAGGAGGAGGAGGAGGAGGAGGCGGGGGCGAGCAAGCUGUCCCGCAGACAAGUCCUGCGAGCAGCACGAGCAGCUCGAGCCAGGUGAAUCAGGUGAGCCUACAACAGGUGAGCCAGCAAGCUCACCAACAAGCUGCGCCACCUACUACGACAACGCCUCAAUCGACUCAAAUGGGAAUCUCUACGGAAGAGGUGAGAGCCGAGGAAGAGAGCAACCACCCUAGAGCAGCGCCGACCAGCCCUGAAAGCGAGACCGAGGUCGACGACUUUGCACCGAAAAGGAAACAGCGCAGAUAUAGGACUACCUUCACCAGCUUCCAAUUGGAGGAACUCGAGAAAGCUUUCUCGAGAACUCAUUAUCCCGACGUGUUCACCAGGCUUCCUCCUCCGACCAACCCAACCCAUUCCUUUCCACCGAUUCUCGAGCGAAGCGUUCCGAGAGAAACGGAUGUUGGACGUUCCUCCAGAGAAAAAGAG